Molecule: messenger RNA, 5596 nt
Organism: Acipenser ruthenus (sterlet)
Lineage: Eukaryota; Metazoa; Chordata; Actinopteri; Acipenseriformes; Acipenseridae
Gene: ppef1
Product: protein phosphatase, EF-hand calcium binding domain 1
Exons: 18
Coding region: 338-2605 (755 amino acids)
Biological process (GO): detection of stimulus involved in sensory perception
Cellular component (GO): nucleus; cytosol
Molecular function (GO): protein binding; manganese ion binding; calcium ion binding
Source: RefSeq, a predicted model, not a curated record
CUGGAGAAGCUGCUGCUGCCUGUGGUGGGAAAGCUGCAGCUGUGCGCACCCCCAACCUUUCUAAAUAAAGAAGGACUGAUCGCAUCACUCUGGGAGGUGAAUGAAUAAUGCACAGCAUGGAGGCUCAUUUACAUAAUUGAGAACUGGAGGAAUAAGCUUUGCUUUAAUUCUGUGUUUGUGGACGAACUGCCGGACUGUACUAAAUUGAGUUACAGUACAGUAAUGCGCCUCGAAGGAUUUCCUAGAGGCGCCCAUUCACAAGGCUGGUGUGAGAGCUCCUUCCCAACACCUGGGCUGCGUAAGGCUGAAUAGAUGAACACACACAGCUGCUGUAGCCAUGGGAUGUGGCACUUCUGUUGCCACUGAGAGCCAAACAAAGCAAUCAGAGAAAGAGUUGACUUACAAAUUCUUUUAUUCAAUUACUCAACGUGCAGAUGAGUCUCCCAAGGCUCCCUCUCCGGCACUAGCUAUGAAGGCAGCGGUUCUGAUCCAGCGCUGGUACAGGCGCUACAUGGCUCGGAUAGAGAUCAGGCGACGAUACACAUGGAGCAUCUUCCAGUCCAUCGAGUACGCUGGGGAGCAGGACCAGCUGCAGCUGUCCAGCUUCUUCACUUUCAUGCUGGACAACUUCACUCGCCUUGGUGGGGCAAGCCCAGACUUGAUUUCCCAGUUCCUGGACCCCACAAGUGACCCCAUGGAAGAGGAAGGCAGAGCAGCAAAGUACGAGAAGAUUGAGGUUCCAGACUCCUACCCUGGCCCCCGUCUCUCCUUCCCCCUCACUGUUGCACACACUAACGCAUUGCUCAGAGCAUUCAAGCAGCAGCAGCAGCAACUACAUGCCCGCUAUGUUCUACAGUUACUACAUGAAACAAAGAAAUUCUUGAAGAAGAUGCCAAACAUCAUCCACUUGUCGACAUCCUACACCAAGGAAAUCACAAUCUGCGGUGAUUUACAUGGAAAACUGGAUGAUCUGCUGCUUAUAUUCUACAAGAAUGGACUUCCUUCAACUGAAAAUCCUUACGUGUUUAAUGGUGAUUUUGUUGACAGAGGGAAGAAGUCAGUGGAGAUUAUAAUAAUCCUAUUCGCCUUUCUACUUCUGUACCCCAAUGAUAUGCAUUUAAAUCGGGGAAAUCAUGAGGAUCACAUUAUGAAUCUGAGGUAUGGAUUUACAAAGGAAGUUAUGCAGAAAUACAGGUCUCACGGGAGGGAGAUAUUGCUACUGCUGCAGGAUGUCUUCAGCUUGCUUCCUUUAGCAACCAUAAUUGACAAUAAAGUUCUCAUCGUCCACGGAGGGAUAUCGGAUAUGACAGACCUGGAUUAUCUGGCUUCAAUAGAGAGACACAAGUUUAAGUCAGCACUGAGGCCCCCCAGGAUGAGCAUAGACAGUAGCCAGGAUGAGGGCAGAAGACAGACCAAGGGCCAGUUACCAGCUCAGUCUUCAGAUGGCCACAGGAGCAUCUCCACAAAAUACAGUAGCAACCAUCUGAUGAAACAGAGCAGUGGAGCAUCGUCAUCAUCCUCCUCCUCCUCGCUAUCUUCCUCCAUCCCCAAGUCCCACAGAAUGAGUGACGUCCAGGAGAAGGACACCAGCAUGACCAGCAACGGACAGCACCCACUCCAUCACAGGAGCAUCAGCCCCACGGGUAUACUGGAGGUGCCCUUCCUAGACUCCGACGUCACCAUCACUCCAAGAGUGCCAAGCUGGGAGGAGAUGGAGUGGAAGCAGAUUGUGGAUUUGCUUUGGAGUGACCCCAAAAACCAAAACGGCUGCAGCCCCAACAGCUUCCGAGGGGGAGGCUGUUACUUCGGACCUGAUGUCACGCUCACAUUGCUGAAGAAGUACCAGCUGAAGAUGCUGAUUCGUUCACACGAGUGCAAACAGGAGGGCUAUGAGCUCUGCCAUGACGGGCAGGUGAUAACAAUUUUUUCUGCCUCCAACUACUAUGAAGAGGGCAGUAAUCGUGGGGCCUACAUUAAGCUUGGCCCGGAUCUGGUGCCACGUUUUUUCCAGUAUCAAGUCAGUAAAUUUACUAGGAGGAUGACACUGCAGCAGAGAGUAAGUGUGGCUGAAGGUUCUGCUCUCAAAUCUCUGCGAGAAAAGCUGUAUGCUCACAGAUCAGAGCUCAUCGCUGCCUUUAAACAAUACGACACUUACAACACAGGAACUGUUUCCACCAGCGACUGGGCCUCUGCAGUGGAGUCGGUCCUACGCCUUGAUCUCCCCUGGAGGACACUGCGCUCGCGGCUCGUCAGGCUGGCUCCUGACGGGAGCGUCGAAUACCUCUCCUGCUUUGAAGAUCUGCACAUGGAACAGCCCAUUAAAGAGGUUACACCAAGCUUGGUGGAGACACUGUAUAGGUAUCGAACAGACCUGGAGAUAAUAUUCAAUAUGAUUGACAAGGAUCAUUCAGGACUGAUUUCCAUUGAGGAGUUCCGUCAGACCUGGAGGCUGUUCAGCUCGCACCUGCACAUCCACGUAGACAACGCAGCCAUCGACGACCUGGCCCGCAGUAUUGACUUCAAUAAGGAUGGCAGCAUCGACUUCAAUGAGUUUCUGGAGGCGUUCCGCGUGGUGCACAAACUGGACUCCAAAGAAAAACACUAAAGGGUUUUUUAUUUUAUCUUAAACACCCUGUGACGUUUACCACAUUCUCACUGCUUACCAUUACUGCCUCCUGUACAGUAUGUGAUUAUUGAGACAUUGUUACAUUAUGCCCAAGCUCAUAACUGAACUAAGGGAUUUAUGGGUUCUACUGCCACUUAAAAACAUUCAGUUUGCAGUUCAUGAUUGUUGAUUGCUGCAUGAUUCAAAGUACUAAGUUCCUGUGAAAGGGUAGUUUUGCGGUCAAGGCUAACAGGAAUAGCAGAGCCAGAAGACAGAGAUUGUAGUUCAAAAGCACUUUUCGUGGACUGUAACACACUAAAGGUUUAAACAAACAAAUACAAAAUCAGAGAAAUAAAGUACCCAAGCUUUGCUAUCUCGGUGCUCUGGCCUGUGAUCCUACCAAGAGCCCCCGAACAAAGAAACUGGCUCUUCUUUUAUACAGUUGGACAAACUUAAAUGGGCCAUUAUCCUGUCUGACCACAUUCCACAUGUGAAUUUUUGCAAGCACAAGGUUUUAACCAAAUCUGAAACUUUAUUUAUACAAAAACACACACACAACCACAUAAACAAUAUAUACAAAGUCACAUGUGUAGGACCUUAAAUAAAGUACUGUAUGACAUUCAGCUGUUCCCCGGCAGUGGCACUCCAAACUUGCCUCUGGGCACUGUCAGUGGCUCUGGUGGAACUCUGGGGCACUCUGGUAGUUGCUCUGACAGUUGCGCUGGCACUAGUGGAUUUUAUUCAUUUGAUUUCAUCUCUAGAUUUUAUUACCAGCUACGUGUAUCCUGCCAUGAUUCGCUUUGAACGACAAAGCUGGACUCAGAAACACCUGCUUAAAAAAACAAAGGGAAAAACAGACUUUUUUUGUGGCAGUUUGCCUUUUCCAAAAUGCUGACUAGAGUUAUUUCUGUAUCUUAGGUGACUUUCCUUUUCUGAGAUGCUCCAUAGCCCCAGCAAAGAAAUAAAAAGGGGUGAAUCAAGCUUGUUAUUUAUUAUUUCUUUAAUUUGAUUUGAUAAAUGAGUUAGUGCUUCAAACAUCAUAUACAUUUGUGGACUACUUUUCUUACCUGUUAAAUAUCCCUUUGAGUGUACUGUGUAAUUCUUUAGUGAUAUGUUGCCAGUAUAAUUAGUUGCUAUGCCAACUAUUCCAGCAAAAAACAAAAAUAAUAAUAAUCUAAAAAGAUUUUCUUAAGUGAGAUGGGGAAGCACAGUUUUGCGCAAUGCUUGACCUAUGGGCUUCAGUGCAUAGUGCAAAGCUAAUAUGUUUCCCACACACUAACUUUAAUCUAAUGUGAGAAGAAGGAAUUUUUUUAUGAAAUAAUUUUAAGUAUGGAUUAAUAAUCUCAACAGGAUGUUAAAUAUAUAAGAAAUUAGAUAUUAGGAUAACAUAGACUACAUAAAGUUACCUUUAAUUAAGGCUGACUGUCUCACUGUCCUUUUCCCUGGACAACACUCUUGACACAACAAGAUGAACAAAGAUUCAUAGUGCUGUGUGACGAGGUACACCCCAUCCCUGUGUGAGUGUAUUAUUUUGUAUUUGUUGUAUUAUUGUUUAAUUUGUAUAAAACACAAAGUUUUGUUAUUAUUAGCAUGCCCCAUCCAGAUAAAUUCGUGAGAACGCGUGGUCACCAGCGAGUGCUUAUUGAUAAACUGGCUGUUGACCACGCGUAUGAUAAAACCUGGGCUGAACGUGGUUGAGGGGUAAAUUAAGUAAUUGAUAGCCAUUAGACCCCUCGGUCACAAUAUAAAAGACCUGCAGCUUUGCCUGAACAGGGUGGGUUGUCCAGAGGAGGAAAGAGACAAUAAGAACAGAUACUGAAAGUAAACAAUUGCUACUCGUGCUGGCUUUAAACCAGCACGAUACUUGUUUGAUUUAAGCUGGGACCAAAUCAAAACUUUGACAACUGGCUAAUCGCACUUAACAAAACUGUAUUUAAUAGCGUUUUCUUUUAUGAGUAGAAGAAAUAAGAUAAUUACAAAAAAAAGAAAACGCUAUUAAAUACAGUUUUGUUAAGUGCGAUUAGCGGGUUGGCAAAGUUUUGAUUUCGUCCCAGCCUUAGUGUUCACUUUGUUUUGUGUUUUGUCUAUUUGGUUUGGCCAACGAGCCAUUUUGUUUUGCAAAGUGUUUUGUUUCUGUUUAAAUAUUUUAUUUAAUAAAGAAACACGCGCAUUUGCAUCUCACCCCGUAAUAAUUGCCUGUUGCGCAUUCCAUUCAUUUCCUGGCCUGACGUCACCAUAAAGCCAACUUGCCACACUUAGUAGUGGGAUAACAGUGCCUCUAAGACUCAGGCCAGAGAGAUGGUAAUGCGGGUCCUUUUUUUUGAAAAAAAAUUUAAAAAAAACAAGAGAAAUGGGAAAAAGAAGAAAUAAGGAAGUGGCGCUAGAGUCAGGCCAGCUGUGGGACUGGAUUAUGGCAAAUCCUGGGCUAGAGGACCAGACCAUCUCAGUGACAAUUAACCCUUUGCUGACUAAGCAGAAUGACCAUAUAUAUGGGCAUGAAUAUGACCACUUUGUGUUUUAGCGCUUGUAGUUUGGAAACCUUAAAUCAGAAAUUAAAAUCCAAUAUAUCUACAGAAAGGCAUUAAGUAGCUGUUUCCAAUGAUAUAAUGUAUUUUGUUGUGGAAUGUAUUAUAUUUGUUUCAUAUAAGCCAUGCCUCCCAAAAAUCUUGCCACAUGCUGGUAAUAUAUGAUGGUGUAAUUCCUUUAAUCUGUGCAGCUACUGUAUGUUGUUCAUUUUGUUUGCAUCUGUUAUACUUUCUGUAAGAGAGGAAUUUGUUUACCAAUUAGAUUUAUCCUUGCUUUGAUGUAAAGCUUUGUCACAGUUCAAAACAAUGUUUUUGAUUUGCAUCAAUUAUUACAUAUGAAUGACACAAUGUAGGGGUGUAUUUGGGGAAGCAUGAAUGUACAUAAUAUAACUGUAAAAAAAAAAGAUAUUUGUCUUCAAAUAAAUACUUUUUAUGGUGGUUUUUUUAUGUAAAAAAAAUAAAUAAA